AUGACAGUAAGUCCAACCGUUGUCUGGGCGGCCUUCUCGAUGGCCCUCUCAUCAGUGGUGGCUCUAGGAGCCAAUAUAAUCUGCAACAAAAUUCCAGGAAUGGCUCCGAAACAGAGAGCCAUUUGUCGGAGCAGGCCUGAUGCCAUUGUUUCAAUCGGUGAAGGCGCUAAAUUGGGAUUAACGGAAUGUCAAUAUCAAUUUCGUUUUAUGAGAUGGAAUUGUUCCACAUUAGAUUCCAAUGAUUCUAUGUUCGGUUACGAAUCACUAGGCGGUACAAAAGAAGCAGCUUUUAUUUAUGCUAUGACGUCGGCUGGUGUUAGUUAUGCUAUAACUCAGUCAUGUGGAUUGGGAAGUUUACCGAAUUGUGGCUGUGAUAAAGACAAAGGGGAUGGGAAAUUAGCUCCCCAGGGCUGGAAGUGGGGUGGGUGUAGUGCGGACAUUAAACAUGGAUUACGUUUAGCCAGAAAAUUCAUGGAUGCACGAGAAAUCGCACAAAAUGCUAGGUCUUUAAUGAACUUACAUAAUAAUAGAGCCGGCAGAAAGGCCGUUAAAGAUAAUAUGGGAACAGAUUGCAAGUGUCACGGCGUUUCCGGUUCAUGUACAAUGAAAACGUGUUGGACAACAUUACCUCCUUUUCGAAAGAUAGGAGACUCUUUGAAAAAGAGAUAUAAAAAAUCAAAAAUAGUGGUGCCAUAUUUAGGACGACGUGCUCGAACGGCGGUGACAUUAAUAUUAAAACGUGCUAAAAGACCACACAGAAAACCCAGAAGAAGUCAUCUGGUGUAUCUGGAUAAAUCCCCCAAUUAUUGUGAUUUUGACGGAAAAACUGGAUCCUUAGGAACAGUUGGUAGGAAGUGUAAUCGUACAACAAAAGACACGGACGGUUGUGACUUGAUGUGUUGUGGACGUGGCUAUAAUACGCAUCAAUAUACGCGUACGUGGCAGUGUAACUGUAAAUUUCACUGGUGUUGUUAUGUUAAUUGCAAUAAGUGUAGUGAACGAACGGAAGAGUAUACUUGUAAAUAA
This is a messenger RNA of Lottia gigantea (owl limpet), 1026 nucleotides long. RefSeq lists its product as hypothetical. The record is from RefSeq and is a predicted model, not a curated record. Gene Ontology annotation, cellular component: extracellular region. Gene Ontology annotation, molecular function: cytokine activity; frizzled binding. The transcript is spliced from 4 exons. The coding region runs from base 1 to 1026 and encodes 341 amino acids. Gene Ontology annotation, biological process: neuron differentiation; canonical Wnt signaling pathway; multicellular organism development. NCBI's taxonomy places the organism in Eukaryota, Metazoa, Mollusca, Gastropoda, Lottiidae.